Molecule: messenger RNA, 3223 nt
Organism: Silurus meridionalis
Lineage: Eukaryota; Metazoa; Chordata; Actinopteri; Siluriformes; Siluridae
Product: probable G-protein coupled receptor 153
Exons: 6
Coding region: 477-2411 (644 amino acids)
Biological process (GO): G protein-coupled receptor signaling pathway
Cellular component (GO): membrane
Molecular function (GO): G protein-coupled receptor activity
Source: RefSeq, a predicted model, not a curated record
CCAUGUUGCUUCGCCAGCGUUCUUGAUUCUGUCGCGUGCAUCCGGAACCGCAAGACACUGCGUGGACGUAUUGAUAACAACGCGACACCUUUUUUUUGGCGGAGCUUUCGGUGCAUUUCGACCGAUUUUAUUCAAGUAAUUUUUUCUUUCCUCUUCCUGCUCCUUGUUGGCUGGCAUUUCACUUCCCUACAUCUCCUCCUUUGCCCUUUAGGAUUGCCUAGAGCACUGGCUUCUACUUCUGCUGAACCUCUUGCUGUUAACCUUCCUCUUCAUCCUCCUGCUCUUCCAGUCACAAUGCCCACCAUCUACAACACCUCUAUCUGGUACACGCACAAGGAGUUCCACCUUCUCCCGUAGUGCAGUAAUGCCCGCUCUGGCCCUGUGCCAGUCUCCACCCGCUGCCCUAAUCACCGCUCCUCCUCUUGCCAUCCCACCCCUUGCAAUUGCCAUUGUUGCCAUCUGCAGGCUCCUGCACCAUGAAGGAUGAGGUCAUCAGCACCAACGCACUGGCCUGGCUGGUCUGCUCGGGGGUGUCUAUCCUGGCAAAUGCCUGGGGCAUCCUGAGCGUGAGUGCCAAGCAGAAGAAGUGGAAGCCUCUGGAAUUCCUGAUCUGCACACUGGCCGGCACACACAUCCUCAACAUGGGCAUUCCUAUCACCAUGUACUGCGUCAUCCAGCUGCGCCGCCAGCACUCCAAUUAUGAGUGGAAUGAAGGCCUCUGCAAGGUCUUUGUCUCUACCUUCUACACUCUCACUCUGGUCACCUGCUUCUCCGUCACAUCACUUUCCUACCAUCGCAUGUGGAUGGUGCGGUGGCCUGUCAAUUACAGGCUGAGCAACACGAAGAAGCAGGCUGUGCACACAGUGAUGGGCAUCUGGAUGGUUUCUUUCAUCUUGUCCACACUGCCCGCUGUGGGCUGGCACGACACCAGCGAGCGCUUCUACGCUCAUGACUGUCGCUUUAUAGUGACUGAAAUCGGUCUAGGCUUUGGCGUCUGCUUCCUGCUGCUGAUCAGCGGUAGUGUAACAAUGGGAGUCAUCUGCAUCGGCAUUGCUCUAUUUCAGACCUUCUCCAUGCAAACAGGCCACAGUGCUGACAAGAACAAGUUCAAUGUGCCUACUAUUGUGGUGGAAGAUGCGCAGGGUAAGCGGCGCUCCUCCAUCGAUGGCUCGGAGCCAAUCAAGACCUCCUUGCAAAUCACGUACCUGAUCAGCGGCAUCGUGUUCAUCUAUGACUUCCUUACUGGCUUUCCCAUACUGGUAGUGAGCUUUGCCAGUCUGAAGUAUGACCGCUCCUACAGCUGGAUGGUACUGUGUGUGCUGUGGUGCUCCAUAGCACAAUCCAUUCUCCUCCCAAUGUUCCUGUGGGCCUGCGACCGAUACCGUGCUGAUGUCAAGGUGGUCUGGGAGAAAUGCGUAGCCAUUAUGUCCAACGAUGAAGUAGACGAAGAAAACAGCCAGGAUGGAGGCAUUCAUCCGGACUUAAUAUAUGACAGACCUUAUGACUAUAGCUCCGCUGCUGAUAUCUUGACGGUAGACCGUAUUGCCAAGUACGAAUUCUCAACCUUAGAAAGGGGGGUCCCCCAGUGUUAUCGAUUGAGGGAGCCUCAGGAAGAUAAAAUGCACUAUUUGCAGGUGCCCCCUACAAGAAGAUACUCCCACGACGAAACCGACAUGUGGACCACAGGGGCGAUUCCUUCCUACCUGCACCGCUGGGGAUCUACCGAGGACAUGAUGGGUGUGCCGCGUUACACCUCGAACCGCCACGAGAGACGCCGCAGCAGUCUAGCCUCGUGUCACGAGGAGAGCAGCCGCCAUCAACGCGCACGUAGGAGCUCUGACGGGACUCGCUCUCUCCCACGAUCCCAGCGCUCCGAGGAUGAGCUGGGGUGCUUCAGCCGUGACGAAGUGAUCAACUUUAUUGAUGAGACACCUCUGGCCAGCCCGAUCAGGAGCCCCAGACGGGCAUCUGCGCUCUCUUUAGUGGCCAGUGCUCAAGAGCGCCAGAUUAUUCUUUUACCACAUUUCCCGCUUACACAUUUCGAGCGGGAGCCUCAGGCCCUGCGGCGUGGCUCUGAACACAAGGGAUCGCGCGCUGAACUGCAUCAGGGAUCACCUAGAAAGGACAGUAACAGCAGGGGGAGAGCAGAGGAAGUGGGUUUGAGCGAAUACGGAUCCGGUAAAGGUUGUCAUGAGCAACGGCGAGAUGGAAAGCGUCCGUCCGAACUGAUUUUAACAGGCCAGGGCAUGUGGACAGCAGUGCACUCGUCACUCAGGGGGAAAUCAGGACAAGGUGAAGCGUAUGUGACUAAGAGCGAAAUCCAAGGGAGCAUGAACAGCUUUAGAAACUUGCAAUCGCCAUCGUCGAGAUAUAAAGCAUAUCACUCCGGUUCUAUCGGAUCGACGACCUAAGAUCUUUUAUUAUUUGUCACACACACAUCUCUUAAUAUAAAUAUGAGUAUUCUUGUUAUACAUAUUCAAGUGGAAUGUUUUUGUAAUUUGGGCGCUUCGUGAUCGAGUCUUGAGAAGUGGUCUAAGGCAGAGAUACGUACGUUCUUUUAUAGCUAUUUUUAAAUGUUACAAAUAUACGAAACAUGAUAAUCUUGUAUUGCAAUUUUUGGAAUUGAUAUUUCAAUUUAAAGAGAAUUUUGAGAGUAGAAAAGGGCCUUUUUUCAACUGGUGUUUACAAUAGCCACAACGAGCCAUUGAAAAUUUUUACUGGAUUCCUUUUCCACUCUUUUCACUAUUUCUGUUGGUUAUGGUUGUGUGGUGUUAUUAUGUUAUUCUUUUAUAAAAUGAUUCUAUAAAUGUACAGUAGAUGAUCUGAUUUGCACCCAAAAAAAAUGAGGCUGUCUUUUUAUUUUUUAUUUCAUGCACAAAAGUUUUCGAAGGAUUAAAUAAAGUUAAAUCUCCAGAUUGAAUUCGUGUGUGGAUGUCAACCAAACCAAAGUUUAGGUUUUAUCUGUAAUGAAUUGCAGUUUCCAAGUAAUGUAUGUUCUUCGCAAUAUUCAGAAGAACAUUUGAAUGGUGGAGUAAAAUAUUUUUUUUGUCUGAGUGGGAUGUUGUUUUGCGAUCAAAUUUCUACAAUGAUCUCAAUUUAGUUCUAAACCCCAGGAAUUCAUUUUUACAAUUUUUUGAGAAUUAAAAAUGUGUUUGCCUUUGUACAGUAAAUACCACACAUGGUUAUUUCUCCAUUAAAAUAACACAAUUCUAUUUCAAAUCAA